Messenger RNA from Sodiomyces alkalinus F11, 515 nucleotides. RefSeq lists its product as hypothetical. NCBI's taxonomy places the organism in Eukaryota, Fungi, Ascomycota, Sordariomycetes, Glomerellales, Plectosphaerellaceae. The transcript has a single exon. The coding region runs from base 109 to 402 and encodes 97 amino acids. The record is from RefSeq and is a predicted model, not a curated record.
UCAAGCUCAGCGAGCUCCGCCGUUGCCAGUAGUGAUCCCGCGCAUUCUGCAUAAGCCUGGAAUCCAUUGGCCAGCAGCAUCCCACGCUGCUACCGAGUUCACGAUAGGAUGAAUGCACUCCAAACGCGUUUCAACAGCUCGCCAUUCCUGGUUCGGAAAUUGUCCAAGUCUACCUGGCGUAUUUAUCUCUGCUUUGUUGUUUGGUUUCUUGUCGGAGAUCGUGGCAACCGUUGGACUGGUGAUCGAAGUUUUGAUAACUCCAACACGAGCGAACUGCAUCCAUAUCCCCCCCCUUCAUUGCUUCAUUGCAGUCACCAACAUAGGCAUCGCUCACAACAUAUAAAGGCUCUCUCUAUCUUCAUGGAAGUUGUACGUCUUGUGCCCAAACAUCUGUCUCGAUAAGUCCGUUCGUCUUUCAUCUCGCAGCCAUUUACAUUCUUUCUCGGCUCGAACAACUCGGGAGCCGUCUCCCAGUGAUAAACAUCUCAGGUUGUCGUCACUGUCGCCAUUCCUUA